Molecule: messenger RNA, 2880 nt
Organism: Parathielavia appendiculata
Lineage: Eukaryota; Fungi; Ascomycota; Sordariomycetes; Sordariales; Chaetomiaceae
Exons: 2
Coding region: 430-2880 (816 amino acids)
Biological process (GO): DNA replication initiation; DNA replication
Cellular component (GO): nuclear replication fork; nucleus
Molecular function (GO): single-stranded DNA binding; DNA replication origin binding
Source: RefSeq, a predicted model, not a curated record
GGUGACGCGACCUGAACGCGCUCCUUGCAGAUCGCACGCGUUUCAGAUCCGAACGCGCCAUCGACGCCCCUCCAAGUUUCCGACACCACCAACCUCGCCACCUUAUCGAAAGUGAGGCGUUAUCGACCACAACCAGCACGCAAGUCGAAGAGCCAGACGACAGGACCAUACUGUACAUUUUUGCCUCAAAACUGGACGCACCGAAACUUGCCACAUGGGCUCCUGCAGCCGCCCGAUCAUGGUCGUCUUGUCGCGCCUUAAUUGGUUGACAUAGCGAUCCCGGCACCCGGCAGCAUCCUUUGCUUUCCGCCGUUCGUUUCACCUGGCGCCGCUAAACAAACCCAGCGCUGCUGUCACUGUCUGCGCUCUUUCUCGGAUCCUCAUACCGCACCGAGAACGAGUCCUGAACCUUUGAUCGACUGCACCGCCAUGGCAGCCCAAUGGCCACCAAAGUCACCCCACGAGGCACUUCUGAGCACACCUGGCGGACGGGAAAAGCUGCGCCGAAUGGUAGAUCGCACAUCUCCUUCGCUGUCCCCAUCACGGCUACGAGCAUCGAAGUCGACAUCUGUGCUGGCUUCAAGAUUUGGCGCAGGCCUCGGCGGGGUGGACGACGCGCUUUUUGAAGGAGGGGACCUGGACGAAGAGGAGGAUGAGGAAACAUUACAGCUUAAGCUGCAAGCGAUUCAAGCUCGGCUGAAGCUCAAAAAGCUGCAGGCAGCGAAGGCGCAGAAGAAGACGACAGCACAGGGGACCGGGACUGAGGAUGGCGGGGGAAUGAGAGGGCUUCCCUUACAGUCCAAGCUUGCGGCAGUUAGGGACAGGAUGGAGAGACAGAUGCAGGACAUCGUGCAGGUUCCGGCUUCGCCGGUCAAGAAGUCGCAGGCUCCUUCAGAAGUACAAACCUCACCGCGGAGGGUGGUGUUAGGGAUCGACAAGGGGCUGAAAGGGGCUGAUGUGUCCCUCAAGAGAGCGCCGAGUCAAAGAGCAGGAAACGAGUCGCGGCUGAGUCAACAAAAUGGCUACCUACGUCGUGCAAACUCACCAUUGAACGGCCAGCCCCAACAAGAAGCCUCCCGGCCAUUAACCUUCAACGAGCGGUUGGCGUCCGCCCGCACUGAAGAGGCCGCCCGGCAAGAGAGGAGAGAAAGGGUGCAAAAGUCGAGGAGCACAGCUUUCAGCGUUGGGAGAGACGAAAUGGAGGGCUACAAGGCUAAGGCGCUCGAUCUUCCCGACCUUCCGUCGAAGCCGCAGGAGUUCUCGAGAGAGCAAGUUCUCUCUUCAAUGGGGAAGCCACUGGGAGGCCAGUCAUCGCGCAGCAACACUGCCCCAAACGUGCGGUCAGGGACACAGGACGCUGCGUCCAAUCACUCUACACCAACGACCACUGGCACUGGUGACUCGGCAGGGGCCAUCGAACCAUACUCGGGGUUGCAUUUGUCAAAGCGAAUAUUGCCCCACAAUGUCCUUGCUCGGGCAGUUUCGGGCAAGAAAUCGUACCUCCUGAAAGAUCUGCUUCGCUGUGUAAAGGCACCGGACUGGUCACUCCCAGACGACGAGACCGACAUUGUCGUCUUCGCCAUCGUCGCGAGCAAAUCCGACCCGAGGAGCCAUCGCCCCGGCCCUGGCAACGAAGGGAAACCUCAACAAGAUCGCGGCAAGUACAUGGUCAUCACCCUCGUUGACCUGACAUACGAGGUCGACCUUUUCCUCUUCAACUCGGGCUUCGACCGCUUCUGGAAGCUCACACCAGGGACGGUGGUGGCCAUUCUCAAUCCGGGCAUCCUCCCCCCACCACCCGGUCGCGAGGCAACCAACCGCUUUGGGCUCGUCAUCAAUUCGGACGAAGACACGAUCCUCGAGAUUGGCAACGCGCGAGACAUCGGCUACUGCAAAAGCAUCAAGAAGGACGGCAGCGGCUGCAAGAGCUGGGUCAACGCGCGCCGCACCGAGUACUGCGAGUUUCACACCAACGAAGCCGUGCGCAAGGCCCGCAGCUCCCGCAUCGAGCUCAGCUCGACAGCCGGCUUUGGCGGAGGCGAUGGCCCGCGCGGGAGGCACAACUCGCGCCAGGUCUACGCCAAGUCGGAAGAAGACCGCAAGAAGGGCCAGUACGACCGCGCAACACAAAGCCACUACUUCGUCAGCAGCGCGCACCGCAACACCAACCCAGAUGACGAGCGGGUAACCGGCAUCGCCGACCGCAAGGAGCGCGAAGAAGCGCUCAAACGGCGACUCGCCCAAAAGGAAAAAGAGCGCGACAUUGCCCGCCGGCUGGGCGAGAUGGGCGGCGGCGCCGGAAAGGAAUACAUGUCGCCGGCGGCGACGACGGACCAACCCCGAAAGUGGGACGCCCGCGCCCUGGGCCUGGUAGGCCGCCGCGGGGCAGACCAGCCCAAGAUCCACCUUGGCCCGGCCCCGAAGACCGCCGCCAAGCGCAAGCGGCCCGAGUCGUCGGGAUCUUGUUCUACGGUCAGCGGGAUGGGCAACACGGCAGCAGCUGCUGCUGGUGCACCGGCAUCUGCAGGGGGAAACAAUAACAAUAAUAAUAACAGAGCACCCCUGGGCUGGGGUUCGACGCUCACGCAGAAAUUGGGGAGGAUGAAAGAGGGAGAGAGGUUAGAUGAGCGGAGGAUACGGUUGGAUGUCGGGAACCCGCCUGUUCUGAACGGCGUUGGUGGUAGUGGUGAUGGAGAUGGAGCUGCGGCGAGGAGGGGGGAUAAGUCACCCGUGAGGAAAAAGACGCGGUUCGUCACGGCGAAGGGGAUACGCGAGGCCGGGAGGGAGAGUCUUGGGGAGCCGCUUUCGGCGGCGGUCAAGACGCGGCGACAGGUCGUGUUGGAUGAUGAUGACGAUGAUGAUUUGAUUAUUGUACGGUGA